UUUAAUGUCUUGAAUUUUCUCUGUCACAAGAUCUACAGUAGAAGAAUUCAUCUCACUGGCACUUUACAAGAACUGAAUAUAGAGAGAACAAUGAGAAUCUGGUUCGCAGGGGAGGAAAGAUUUAGGACACCUCAAGUGUGAAUGUGUGUACAUGAGUGCUAUCCAUCUAUCAUAACAACCUUAAUAAUUCCUUGAACUUAAAUAUCAGACCUGGUUAAAAAAAAUUUGGACUGAGCAUACCAUACAAUAAAAAUGUAAAGCUCUGCUGUGUCAACUUGUUGAAAGCGUAAACAAAGUGUGCCUUAUUUUUCGGAAUAUUUCGUAUUUAUUGUCCAAAGUUAAUGUUGAAGGCUAAAUGGGUUUGCGUUUAAAUCUACAGUAACUGGGACAAACUUUUCCCUCGAGUGUGUUUCAUACGAUCAUAUAUGCGGUGAGAAUUUUUCCUCAAUUCCCUCCGACAAUUACGAGCCAAAGAUUAAAUUGAUGCGAGAGGAAUAGAAGUGAGAAAGAAGAAAGCAGUCAUCUAGACUCAUUUUGGAUACAAGGCUUAUAUUCAAGGUUGUGUCAUGAAGGCAAAGCGUUCACGUGCAAGACUGGCUACAUUUGUUUUCCCCGGUUUUAUUGCCUCUUUGGAGUCUAAUGGAUGUUUAUCACAAGAGGACAUCUCCCCAUCCUUUUCCCUCGUGGGAAAUUUUACUUUUUACGGGAUACUUACGUUGAAUUUAUGAAGCUGCUUCUGUCAAGGAGGGAACUGACCUGGAAGAUCAGUUGCGGGAGUUUUACAGUUGUAAGAGUGUUGAGGAAGAGUGUGUGAGGAUGAGUGUGAGAUGGGAAACAGAAGGUUUACAGACAGUGGGCAUCGUCUGCCUGGUCUUAAUGUUUCUGAAACUCAUGCAUCUGCUCGGGCUCAUAGAUAUAACUGAAACAGAGAGCAGUGACAGCGACCUCGAGCUGUCUGCGGUGCGACAUCAGCCUGAGGGUCUGGAACAGCUGCAGGUUCAGACCAAAUUCACCAAGAAGGAGUUGCAGUCCCUGUACAGGGGCUUCAAAAAUGAGUGCCCAAGCGGUUUGGUCGAUGAAGAAACUUUCAAGACCAUCUACUCUCAGUUCUUUCCUCAAGGGGAUGCAACCACAUACGCCCAUUUCCUGUUCAACGCAUUUGACCUUGACAGAAAUGGAGCGAUUCGCUUCGAGGACUUUGUGAUCGGUCUGUCAGUGCUACUUAGAGGAUCUGUCACUGAAAAGCUCAACUGGGCUUUCAACCUUUACGACAUCAACAAAGAUGGAUACAUCACUAAGGAGGAGAUGCUAUUAAUCAUGAAGUCAAUCUACGACAUGAUGGGCAGGUACACCUACCCCAGUGUGAGAGAUGAGGCCCCAUCUGAACACGUGGAGAAGUUCUUCCAGAAAAUGGACAGGAAUCGAGAUGGCGUGGUCACUAUUGAGGAGUUCAUUGAGACCUGUCAGAAAGACGAAAACAUCAUGAACUCCAUGCAGCUCUUUGAAAAUGUGAUAUAGAUUGUGGGUGAAUCUAAGCUAAAAAAUAAACCUGAUGUCCCAAAUCACUGUCUAUAUACCAAACUAGCACAGCAGUCACUCUGUCUUGUUCUGUAGCACUAUUCUCCUGCCUGCUGCACUCCAUAGAAUCGUAUAGACCCCGUAGCCUACUGCAGUACGGGCUCACCGAUUUUUCUUCACAGCAGGACUACUUUUAAAAAGUAAGACUGAAUGGCUGGGAUCUUCCUAUUGUCUACUAGCAAACAUUAGGUGGGACUUUUAGAUCAAAAUGAGGAAAUGAAGUUGCAAGGCCAAGUUUUGUCUUACUGGCUGAUGGAUUCCAAUGGAGUCUUCAACAUUCGUAUGAAAACCAUCUCUACCCUGGACUGCUUUCUUCUGCCUUAUGAAUAAAGGAAAUGACUCAAUCUCAACCUUUCGAAUAACAUAGUUACCGUAAAAAGGAAGUAUGGUAACUGUGAAUUUUAAUGGAACGAAUGGAUCCUUUAGCACUUAUGACAAUUUGAAGCACAUGACAAUGAACAGCGAGACACCAGAGACUACACUAAAAUUAACAAAAUAAAUGUGAUGAUAAAAGAAAAACAAAUUGAAGCAUGCCUGUCCAAAUAUGUGAGAUAUUAGUGAUUCCUUGCAUGGAGACUGACAAAGUUGUACAUUUUCUUCCUUGUAAGCCAGUAGGUCCCACGAAGCUAAAGAAGCUGUAUGUGUGAAGUGAACUAGUGUACCAGUGUUUUUAAGUUCUGCUAAAUCUUGUAUUGCACAUAUCAGUGGGACCAGGAUGAUUUGUUUGGUCACAUUUGCUUCUUGCACAGCAAUGAGGUAUAUAAAAGGUAAAUAUUUAAAAUAUAGGCAUUUAUGUCUGCUUUAAAUCGGACUGGUUAUCUGUUUUAUUUUCGGGAAUGUAUUUAUUUGUCAAGCUGUGUGUCAAGUGGAAUGCAGGGUUUGGGCGUGAACUGAAAUGCCCAAGUUAAUAAUGUGUUUUACAAAUUUGAUCAUUUAAAUAAAUAAUGUGGAUUUUUAUUUUGAUACUGUAUGUAGAUGAGAUAAAUAUAUGAGAGGCUUGGUUUAUCUUUAUAUUUGAUUAGUUAUGCCCGUAAAAGUUAUAUUUCAUUGUUAUGUGAUGUAAAGGAUGCACGGUUGGAAAUCAACUUACUCUUCCAUGAUCAUUGUAUUCUCAGGAAUACAGUGAUGAGCAGUUGUUGUAAAUUUGUGCGUACAUGACAUCCUUUUUGUAUCAUUUUCACUUCAAUUAAUAAUGGUGGGCAUUUCAGUAUUGUAUGACCCACCCACAGAGGAAAAAAUGCAUACAGGUGAAUAAAAGUUUGUUUUCGUUUUAGUUGCCGUUUUAGUAGCAAUCGUAAAAGCCCUUAUUUAUUUAUUUAUUCUGUGUUUAUUUGGUUGGAGCAGAUACAAUUUAUUGUAGAUCAAACGAAU
Triplophysa dalaica is the source of this 2949-nucleotide messenger RNA. RefSeq names its product Kv channel interacting protein 3a, calsenilin (gene kcnip3a). Gene Ontology annotation, biological process: negative regulation of transcription by RNA polymerase II; regulation of potassium ion transmembrane transport. NCBI's taxonomy places the organism in Eukaryota, Metazoa, Chordata, Actinopteri, Cypriniformes, Nemacheilidae. The record is from RefSeq and is a predicted model, not a curated record. The transcript has 8 exons. Gene Ontology annotation, cellular component: voltage-gated potassium channel complex; nucleus. The coding region runs from base 817 to 1518 and encodes 233 amino acids. Gene Ontology annotation, molecular function: RNA polymerase II cis-regulatory region sequence-specific DNA binding; DNA-binding transcription repressor activity, RNA polymerase II-specific; potassium channel regulator activity.